AUGCUGUACGACCAAGCCCAGUUGCUAGGUGUUUACGCUGAUGCCUUCGAUUCUACACACGACCCGGAGCUUCUGGGAGCUAUGUAUGACGUUGCGGCUUAUAUCACGAGUCCUCCAGUACUCUCGCCAACAGGUGGUUUCCAUUCAUCGGAAGAUGCGGACAGCCUGCCUACCCCGAGCGACACUGACAAGAGAGAAGGCGCCUUUUACGUAUGGACACAUAAGGAAUUCAAACAGAUUCUCGGCCAACGGGAUGCGGACGUAUGUGCCCGUCACUGGGGUGUUCUGCCAGAUGGAAACGUUGAGCGAGUAAAUGAUCCACAUGAUGAGUUCAUCAAUCAAAAUGUCCUCAACAUACAGACUACACCUGGAAAACUCGCAAAGGAGUUCGGAUUAAGUGAGGAGGAAGUUGUCAGAAUCAUCAAGGCAUCCACAGAGAAGUUACGGGAAUAUCGGGAAAGCAAACGGGUACGUCCCGCGCUGGAUGAUAAGAUUAUCGUAGCAUGGAAUGGGCUCGCCAUUGGCGCGCUGGCCAAAUGCAGUGUUGUCCUCGAUAAUGUGGAUAGAAUCAAGGCACAGGAGUUCAGGCUGGCUGCAGAAAAUGCAGCGAAGUUUAUCAGGCAGAGCCUCUUCGAUCCUGCAUCCGGUCAACUCUGGCGUAUAUACCGUGGUGAUGAGAGGGGGGAUACCCCCGGCUUCGCGGACGAUUAUGCAUAUCUCAUCUCUGGACUUAUUGAUCUCUACGAAGCGACGUUCGAUGACAGUUAUUUACAAUUCGCGGAGCAGUUGCAACCCGCAACCACAUCGCCAACAACGACCACAUCCACAUCCACAUCCAUCGACACCACAACACCCCACUCCUCUUCUGCAGGUUAUUACACCACCCCUUCGACCCUCCACCAAACCCCCACACAUCCAGCCCCUCUCUUCCGUCUCAAAGCCGGCACAGAUGCCUCGACGCCAUCACCCAACGGCGUCAUCGCUCGAAAUCUCCUCCGCCUCUCCACCCUCCUCGAAGACGACACUUACAGGCGCCUGGCACGAGACACCGUCAGCGCCUUCGCUGUGGAGAUCAUGCAGCACCCAUUCCUCUUCGUCGGGUUGCUGGAUGCCGUUGUCGGGCUGGAAGUGGGGGUUAAAGGGGUUGUGGGAGUUAUUGGGCAGAAUGACGAUGUGGGACUUGGCUCAUCGGCUAUCGAUGGAGGGGUGAUGCUGGUGUGGAAAAUGUGGAGGAAGGGUUAA
Messenger RNA from Histoplasma mississippiense, 1242 nucleotides. RefSeq lists its product as hypothetical. The record is from RefSeq and is a predicted model, not a curated record. Gene Ontology annotation, biological process: carbohydrate metabolic process. The coding region runs from base 1 to 1242 and encodes 413 amino acids. The transcript is spliced from 3 exons. Lineage: Eukaryota; Fungi; Ascomycota; Eurotiomycetes; Onygenales; Ajellomycetaceae.